Messenger RNA from Striga asiatica, 819 nucleotides. NCBI's taxonomy places the organism in Eukaryota, Viridiplantae, Streptophyta, Magnoliopsida, Lamiales, Orobanchaceae. The record is from the annotation of a GenBank genome assembly.
CAAAAAUAUAUUAAAAGCACUCGAAAUCAUAUCUAAAUUCCACGCAUGACGACGAAUUUAGUCAACAUGGGCACCAAAUUCCCCUUCAAAACCUUCCAAAACACUCCUCAACAUCCCAAUCGGCAAAACGACCCAAUUUUUCCGGCCAUGGGAACCCACAAUUCCGGCGAUAAUUCGCCGCCGUCGUGGAAACCCAGCGGCUCGAGCCCCCAUAAAAGCCCGUCCCACCCCCUCCUCGGCCGCCAUCGCCGCUCGUCCUCGCCGGACUCCCGCGCGGAGGCCAUCGCCCGGGGGCAGUGGGAGCUCAUGGAGAUGGUGAGGAACAUGCCGGAGUCCUGCUACGAGCUCUCGCUGAAGGAUCUCGUUGAGAGCCACCGGGAAUUAACCGGAAACGGCUCGAUUGGGGAUAGUCGAGGGGCGGAUCUGCACCGGCGGGCGGCGGCGGCGGCGAAAUCGAGGGUUGGUGGUUUUGAGAACAGGGGGAUGUAUUUGAAAAUGGCGUUUCCGUUUUCGGUGGAGGGUAACAAGAAGAAGGAGAAGACGGUGGCGGUGGUGAAGAAUUACGGCGGUGGCGGCGAUUUUAGCGGCGGUAGGGUUUCUCCGAGUUUUGAUGUGGUGAAGGGUGGUAGCUGCGAGGUGGAUUGGUGGAGGAAGGGGUUCACGGCGUCGAGCGAUAGCGACAGCAGCAGGACCAGCGGCGGAGGAAGAAGCACGACCACCGUGAGCAGCGGUGGAGGGAACGUCAGUAGCGGCGGGGGUGGUGCCGGACCUGCCGGUGGCAGUCGAGUUGGUAAAAAAGUGAAGCUCAAACAACAUUGA